Molecule: messenger RNA, 651 nt
Organism: Rhodamnia argentea
Lineage: Eukaryota; Viridiplantae; Streptophyta; Magnoliopsida; Myrtales; Myrtaceae
Exons: 1
Coding region: 1-651 (216 amino acids)
Source: RefSeq, a predicted model, not a curated record
AUGGCAGAGAAGAACCAGAACCAAUACCACCCACCCGAAUCCAACGGCUAUCACCGGAACGAUCAAGAAUCGCUUCAUGCAAUAGAGGAUGAGGAGGCCAAGCGCAAGAAGAGGAUGAAGUGGACGAUCGGCAUCAUCGCCUUCGUCAUCUUUCAGGUAGUCCAAGCUCUCUUCUUCAUCCUGGUCAUCAUGAAGUUCAAGUCCCCCAAGUUCAGGGUCGGCGACUUUGCCGUCCAGACUCUGACCGUCGGGACUCAGGCAUCGCCUUCGUUCGACAUGAGCUUUGUUGCCCCGAUCCGAGUCAAGAACACCAACUGGGGUCCCUUCAAGUACGACGCCUCCACUGUUGACUUCACCUAUGGAGGUGUCCAGGUGGGACAAGCAAUCAUCCCCAAGAGCAAGGCCAAUUUCAAAUCCACCAAGAAGAUCGACGUGAGUGUGACUUUGAGCUCUGCCAAUUUGCCCAGCAAUAUCAAUUCGAAUCUCGGAAGCGAACUGAGCUCAGGGGUCAUAACAUUGACAAGUCAGGGCGAGCUCAAAGGGAAGGUGACAGUCAUGUUCAUGUUCAAGAAGAAGAAGACCUCGCAAAUGAAUUGCACCAUGGCGAUCGAUACCUCGACAAAGGCAGUCCAAUCCUUGUCGUGUAAAUGA